CAUAUUCUGCCACCAUGAAAGGAGGAGGCUGAGAGGAUUUUUACACUUCAGCCUUCUGGGGCCGUAAAAAAGAUGACUUACAGCCAUUUGCUUUACUGUCCCUGCACAGGGCCAACCUCAUCAUGGUCAGCUCCACCGCCCUUCCCCCUCGCCUCGUCCCUGAGUUAACUGCCUGUCCGCACCAGAAUGAGCCGGCUGUAAACCACACCGGGUCUAUUAAUUAAUUAAUGUACCCUAACUGCAAGGCUGGCUCCCUCCAUUGUGGAGGAGCCGUUCUCAGUGAGCGACAGAGUUCUGGAGGUUUGGUUCCUGCAGUGUAGCAGACAGAGAAGCAGAUAGCUUUGGAUUGGAGGGAAGUAAUCAAUCACCUGAAGGGCCAUUGUGGUCUUGUCCUGUACACGGCGCCACUGCGAGCAGCCACACAGGCAGAGAACGAAGGAGGAAGAGGAGGAGACGGGACAGGGGGCUGAGAGGAGAACGACGGGGAGAGAAUGGUUGGGGAGCAGCCCAUGUGCCCCCCUCAGCUCCUGCUCCGGGGCUGGGGACCGGUGCUGCUGUCUCAGUGCUUGUCCUCCGUCUUCUCCCAGAUCCCGGAUCCGGAGCUUCUACCCACAGAUCCCCCGAAGAAGCCGGACCCCAUCACGUCGGAGACGGUUGUUUUCUGGGGGCUGCGGUUAUGGCAGGUCAUCGGCAUCUUCUCCAUGUUUGCUUUGGCAGUUGUCAUCACGCUCUGCUGCAUUUUCAAAUGCCGCAUCCCGAGGACAAAGAAGGAAAUCGAAGCGCGGCACGCACAAAGACAAGCUGCCAAGAAAUAUGCCAAUACGUUAGAGACAGUGCCACCUCUCAACGAGCUGACGGAGAUCCCCGGAUCGGCAAAGCCAGGGGAGAAAAAAGAGGAGGUCCCCACGGUGUCUGGGAAGGUGGAGGCCGAGAAGGGGGAGAAGAAGGGCAAAGGGGGCAAGAAGGAGAAGGAGGGCAAGGGUGCCAAAGAGGGGAAAGGAGACGAAAAGGAGGCGCCGGCGAAAAAGAAGGAAGAGAAAAGUGAAAAAGGAGCCUCCAAAAAAGAGGGCGGCGAAGGAAAAGGGAAGAAGGGGGAAAAAGGGGGCAAUGCUGGGGCAAAAGGCGGGGGCAGGAAAGCUCAGAAGUGAACUCUGCCAUCCUGUGAACUCUAUUUUAUAGACAUGUACAUACUUCUUUUUUUAAAUGGGAAAC
This is a messenger RNA of Oryzias melastigma (Indian medaka), 1212 nucleotides long. RefSeq names its product transmembrane inner ear (gene tmie). The coding region runs from base 492 to 1148 and encodes 218 amino acids. NCBI's taxonomy places the organism in Eukaryota, Metazoa, Chordata, Actinopteri, Beloniformes, Adrianichthyidae. The transcript has 4 exons. The record is from RefSeq and is a predicted model, not a curated record.